This is a messenger RNA of Oncorhynchus keta (chum salmon), 4367 nucleotides long. Its product is annotated as desumoylating isopeptidase 1-like. Gene Ontology annotation, biological process: protein modification by small protein removal. Gene Ontology annotation, molecular function: peptidase activity. Bases 332 to 841 code for a protein of 169 amino acids. The transcript has 6 exons. NCBI's taxonomy places the organism in Eukaryota, Metazoa, Chordata, Actinopteri, Salmoniformes, Salmonidae. The record is from RefSeq and is a predicted model, not a curated record.
CUCGGUCGCGUCAUGCCAUUGUUAUGAAAGUUCUCAAGCCGCCCUCUAUCGGCGGCGCCAUAGUGGUGGUAAACGACAGGGACACAGAAACAGCUGAUUAGCUUGCUAGCUGUUAGGUGAUGUCUUACUAUGGUCGUGAAUUUGCCUAAAUUAUUAGAUAGUCGUAAUUCGCUGCCUUUUUAUUUUGCCCAACAUACGCCAUUUCGGGACGAUUUGUGUUUUGCCAUUUUAGGCCAAGCGGAACCAGAAGGAGCUAACGUUACUGUAGCCAGGUCGUAAACAUUGGAGACAAAACAACACUAAAAAAACUGAUUUAACAUCGAGCCGAAUAAUGGAUCAAAAUUACACCUUGUAUCCUGUUAAACUGUACGUUUACGAUCUGUCUAACGGAAUGGCUCGCCAGCUGAGCCCCCUCAUGCUAGGGAAACAGCUUGAUGGAAUAUGGCACACUGCUAUUGUUGUCCAUGGAGAGGAGUUCUUCUAUGGGGGAGAGGGCAUCGCAAACUGCCCACCUGGUGGGACGUCCCUGGGAGAACCCAACUCCAUAAUAGACCUGGGCAUCACAGAAGUGACUGAGGAAAUCUUUAUGGAGUACCUGUCUUCACUGGGAGAGUCCACGUACAGGGGGAACCAGUACCAUCUGUUUGAGUGGAACUGUAACACGUUCAGUAACGAAGUGGCCCAGUUCCUCACCGGCAGCAAGAUCCCUGCCCACAUCACAGACCUGCCGGCUGAAGUGCUGUCCACACCUUUCGGCCAGGCACUACGCCCGCUUCUGGACUCCAUCAAUAUUGCACCACAAGGGGGCAACACCUUCAAUGGACAUUAUGGCCAGAGAUAGACCGAUAACACAGGUGCACAGAGUAAUAUAUUAAACGAUCAGUCAGUCUUUGUGGGGGGGGGUGGGAGAUCUGCAGCUCUGGACCUUUGUAAGUCCCUUACUGAUGUACAGUAGUCAAUCAGUGGGCCAGGCAGCAACCUAACCCAACCUGACCUCUUUAAUACCUUAAAGGCCCAGUGCAGUCAAAGAAGUGAUUUUCCUGUUGUUUUUAUAUAUAUAUAUAUAUAUAUAUAUAUAUAUAUAUAUAUAUAUAUAUAUUUCCACACUAUGAGGUGUCAAUAAUACAGUGAAAUUGUGAAAAUUAUAAUGCUCUUUUAGUGUAGGAGCUGUUUGAAAAGACCGCUGGAAAUUUCAGCGUAUUUUGGUGGGAUGGCGUUUUGGCCUUUCAUGUUGACAUCAACACGUGGUAAAUUAGUUAAUAGACCAAUAAAAAAGAGUUCCAAAACUCUCUGCCAAUAUCAGCACAUUUUCAGUUUCCCCCUCCCCACUCAGACCACUCCCAGACAGUCCUAGCAAAAUUAUUUAUUGAGAAAUUCUCUUUGCUAAGAAAUUCUCUUUACUAUUUUUGACUCAUUUAAAAUAAUCACACUAAGGUACUUAAUUGUUCCCAUGAAAUGAUUUGAUAUUGAGAUAAAAACAGCUGCAUCUGACCUUUUACCCCAGACCAGCCUGACACUCCCCAGACUUAACAUGAUCCUACCUAACUUACCCCUUUUCCACUAUAAACUUAAGUAAGUGUAUGAUAAGAUAGAUAUUUCUUCUACUCUCCAUAGGAGCCCAUGAUCAGCUGAAUGUAAAACUAAGGAGCUGCAAGGUUUCUAUCUAGAGCCAGAGCUGCAGCUCUUUCCUGCACAGGGGUGGGUAGGGUGUCCUUUUUACCUUCCUGUUAUAAGUAAUUAAGUAAGCUAUUUUAGUGUUUUCAUUGUUCUUUUUUAAUUACCAUGACAUGACUGCAUUGACACUCCAGAGAGGUAGAGAGAAGGGAUAGAGAAGAUGAAAAGAGAAACAAACCACAUUUGAGAUUUUAGCUGGAGACGUGAUAAAAACUAUACAUUCUGACUUGCACUUGUCUUGAUAUUGUGAACUUGCGUAUUCACUUAUCUUCGUAUCAACUUCCAACUGUCUGGUGUCAAGGUUUAUUCCUUGAAAACAUUGUUACACACAAGCACACACACACACACUCAAGAUAAUCAAGCUAUGACCUCGUGUGACCUGUACAGACGUGCUCAAAUUUGUUGGUACCCCUCCACAAAUGCACAAUUUUCUCCGAAAUAACUUAACUGACAAAAGUAAUUGGCAUCCACUGUUGCUUAUUCCAUAUUUAAUAGAAAUCAGACUUUGCUUUAGAUUUUUUAUUAAACAUAAUAUUUUAAAUAAUAAAACAAAUGAAAAUAGCGUGGACAAAAAUGAUGCAACCCUUAACCUAAUAUUUUGUUGCACAACCUUUAGAGGCAAUCACUGCAAUCAAAUGUUUUCUGUAGCUCUCAAUGAGAGUUCUGCACCUGUUAACAGGUAGUUUGGCCCAUUCUUCCUGAGCCAGCUGCUCCAGCUGUCUCAGGUUUGAUGGGUGCCUUCUCCAGACUGUAAGUCUCAGCUCUUUCCAUAGUUGUUCGAUAGGAUUCCGAUCAGGACUCAUAGAAGAUCACUUCAGAAUAGUCCAAUGUUUUGUUCUUAUCCAUUCUUAGGUGCGUUUAGCUGUGUGUUUUGGGUCAUUAUCCUGUUGGAGGACCUAUGACCUGCGACUGAGACAGAGCUUUCUGACACUGGGCAGUAUGUUUCGCUCCAGAAUGCCUUGAUAGUCUUGAUUUCAUUGUGCCCUGCACAGAUUCAAGGCACCCUGUGCCAGGCGCAGCAAAGCAGCCCCAAAACAUAACCGAGCCUCCUCCAUGUUUCACUGUAGGUAUGUUGUUAUUUUCUUUGAAAGCUUCAUGUUUUCGUCUGUGAACAUAGAGCUGAUGUGACUUGGCAAAAAGCUCCAGUUUUGGAGGACAUUCUCUCAGGAUUGUGGCUUGUCAUUAUGCAUUUUAGAAAAUUCCAGUCUGGCGUUUUUUGUGUUUUUCUUUCAAAAGUGGAGUCCUCCUGGGUCUACUUCCAUGGAGCCCAUUUUCUCUCAAAAAGCGACGGAUGGUGCGAUCAGAAACUGACGUACCGUCACCUUGGAGUUCAGCUUGUAUCUCUUUGGCAGUUAUUCUUGGUUCUUUUUCUACCAUUCGCACUCUCCUUCUGUUCAAUCUGGGGUCGAUUGUCCUCUUUUGGACGCGCCCAGUGAGGUUGGCUACAGAUCCAUGGACCUUAAACGUAAUAAUAUUUGCGACUGUUGUCACAGGAACAUCAAGCUGCUUGGAUAUGGUCUUGUAGCCUUUACCUUUACCAUGCUUGUCUAUUAUUUUCUUUCUGAUCUCAUCAGACAAAUCUCUCCUUUGCUUUACUCUGGUCCAUGUUCAGUGUGGUGACCACAAUAAUACCAAACAGCACAGUGACUACUUUACUCUGGUCCAUGUUCAGUGUGGUGACCACAAUAAUACCAAACAGCACAGUGACUACUUUACUCUGGUCCAUGUUCAGUGUGGUGCACACAAUGAUACCAAACAGCACAGUGACUACUUUACUCUGGUCCAUGUUCAGUGUGGUGCACACAAUGAUACCAAACAGCACAGUGACUACUUUUCUCCAUUUAAAUAGGCUGGACGACUGCUUACAAGAUUGGAGAUACUAAUUAAAGAAACAAAUUACUUUGAAAUAUCACUAUAAUGAAACGAUUUAUUCUAUUUUCUAAGGGGUACCAACAUGUGUCCAGGCCAUUUUAGAAUAUCUUUGUAGAAUAAGCAAUAAUUAAUCUCUUUUCACAGCUUCUUUGCUUUAUUCUAUGACAUACCAACGGCAUGCAAGUAUACCGCUUUUAAUUUACUCACUUUUCAUGAGGAAUGAAGCAUUAUUUCAAUGAGCUGUAAGGGCACCAACAAAUUUGAGCACAUCUGUAUGUAGGAUUUUACAGUAAUACACUGAACAACUGCAUCUUUCCAGAAUUGGUAUACUUAUACCUUUCAAAUUAGCAGGAAUGCACCAUAUCUAGGCAUUUUCAAAGAUUGGAAUGUUGUUGAGUCUCUGUACUGUUUUCUUGCAAUCAGUGUGCAGCCUAAUGUUGUUCCAGCAUAGGAAAUCACUCUCCAUAUCGAGAGUUAUGCCAACCACCAUUCACUUUUUUCCUGAUAUCAAGUGUCUGUGAUUUUGAUGCCAUUAUUUGUUUGUUUUGAUCUGUUUAUUUAUUGUAAUAUUAUAUACACAAGACUGUCUUUGUAAGUUACAUACUUUCAUUUAUUACCUAAUGUCAUUAUGAGCAUACAUAUCGUUAUUAUUAUUGUAUUAUCAAGAUUUAAUAUAUUCGGUAAUUCACAUUUGGUAUUAAGUCAAAGUUGUGAUACCCCCAAAAUGUCCAUCCUUACUCUGUCCACUAUUGUGAUGUAAAGAUCCUGUUUAUAUUUAACGAAACUCUUGCCUCUGCUUGAUAAAGACAACUUUUCUCUAA